Cloeon dipterum is the source of this 2916-nucleotide messenger RNA. Its product is annotated as 1-acylglycerol-3-phosphate O-acyltransferase Pnpla3-like. The transcript has 12 exons. Gene Ontology annotation, biological process: lipid homeostasis; triglyceride catabolic process. The record is from RefSeq and is a predicted model, not a curated record. Lineage: Eukaryota; Metazoa; Arthropoda; Insecta; Ephemeroptera; Baetidae. Bases 182 to 2128 code for a protein of 648 amino acids. Gene Ontology annotation, cellular component: membrane; lipid droplet; cytoplasm. Gene Ontology annotation, molecular function: triacylglycerol lipase activity.
GUAACGUCAGCUGGCCGUGUUGUUCUCUCAGUGAAGCACUUGCGUGAAGAGCCUUAUCAGUCCUCCACGCGCGACACCGGAGAUUGAUAAUCGGUGACCAGCGCAGGCCGUCCGCAGUUCGGCAACAGGCUCGACCGUCGACAGUAGUUUGGUCCCGAAUUCCACUCCAGUCAGCGAAGACAUGGCGUCGGGCAGGAUUAACCUUUCGUUCGCUGGGUGCGGAUUCCUGGGCAUCUACCACGUCGGGGUUGCCGCCUGCUUAAAAAAGUACGCACCCCAGCUGCUUUUGAACAAAAUUUCCGGCGCCUCGGCCGGUGCCAUCGCUGGAUGCUGCCUCCUCUGCAACGUUCCUCUGUGUGAAAUCACGAAUGAUGUUUUGAGGGUCGUCUCAGAAGCCAGAUCAAGGACACUCGGACCCUUCAGUCCCACUUUCAACGUCCAGAACAUCCUUUUGGAAGGACUGUGUAAGGUUCUCCCUGACAACGCGCACGAGAUGUGUAGUGGCAAACUUUUCAUUUCGCUUACCAGAGCGCAUGAUGGGAAGAAUGUGAUUGUUUCUGAAUUCAGCAGUAAAGAAGAACUCAUUCAGGCUCUGCUCAGCUCUGCGUUUAUUCCUGUUUUCUCUGGGUGGAUUCCCCCCCGUUUUCAUGGUGUUCGUUACAUAGACGGCUGCUACAGUGACAACCUGCCCAUUCUCGAUGAGAAUACGGUCACUGUCAGCCCCUUCUGUGGCGAGAGCGACAUUUGCCCUCGCGACGACACUUACAAUGUUCUCCAGGUCAACCUAGCAAACACGAGCAUUGAACUCUCACGACAGAAUUUGUUGAGGGCCAUGCGCAUUCUCUUGCCGCCGAGUCCGGAGGUUCUGUCCGAGAUGUGCAAGCAGGGCUUUGACGAUGCGCUCAGGUUCCUCCACAGAAACAACCUCAUUAACUGCACACGCUGCUUGUCUGUUCAAUCGACGUUCAUCAUUUCUGAUACGCUGGACGAGUCGCUCUUAGAUUUUGAUCCUCAGUGCAGCGAGUGCAAACUCCAGAGACAGGAAUCAAUGGUGGCCGACCUUCCCGAUACUGUGAUGACAAUAUUCCAAGAAGCAAUUGAAACCGCCAACAAAGGUCUUGUCAACUGGGUCUUCAAGCACCGAGGGUCUAAAAUUCUCUCAAUUCUGAGCCUUCCUUGCGUCCUUCCAGUCGAAAUCGCUUACCAAACCUUCAACAAUCCCUUGGCAUUUUCCUCGCGUGGGUGGACAAUGAGCUUAAGCACGUCUAACAAUUCUGGGGAUAGAUUCGCAAGGGUUAGCUGCUGGGGAGACCCUGACAUCUUCGUCCGGGGUCACAGCCACAGACACAAAAAGAAGAGGUUCCUCCAAACCGCGCCACUUGUUGGCAAAAACCUCAAACAAUUAAGCCAGUAUAUACUCGACAAUUUGAAUCACAUCAUCAACAGCCUCAACAACAAAACAAAGCAGCUCUCAGCGAAAAUUUCAUGUAACCUUGCCAUCACAGAAUACAGAGGGACCAAAUUUGACGUUGAAGCAGAUAGUGCUGUUCCUACUCCUGUUCAAAACCAGAUGAACUUCAACUUCACAUUAAACUUGGAUGACAAAGAAAUUCUGGUGGACCAGCCAACAGCAGUGAACUUUUCCAACCAAAUACUCGACCAGGCUUCGCGGCGUUCUUCCAGCAUCAGCACGGCUAACAAUCUGCAGAAUGAUCCCAGUGCAAUUGCUGAAGACACUUUUGAGCACAUUCUCCAAGUGACCGCCCACAACGACGCCCUGAUGGCAUUUUACUACCUCGACGAGAACAACAAGGUGAAGGUGACCGAGAUUUUCGACGUCACCGACGCAGACACCGCCGGUCUUCUGGACCCUGAUGAGAGGAACACUAACUUGAACCUUGAAUUUGAUGACCGAGACUGGCUCAACGGCACCUCAUGGGAUGAUGAAUGCGAGGACGAUCAGCUGAGUGCUCUAGGUGAUGAUGAGCUCAACUCGAUUUUGGAAGACAACUCAAACAUCUUUUCGGACCCUGAGAGUGAGUGGCAACCAAAUUCUCCAACUACACAGGCAGAUAAGCGUCCAGAUCUGAGGCCCGAGUCGGACCAGAUCACAGCUGUGUCUCCGUGAUUCAGAGUACUUGUGUGAUAAUACUAUUUAUUUGGAUCCUACUUAUUUUUAAGGCUACGCAUUAGUACUUUAGUGUCAUAACUACCAUGUGAGGAUUAGGAUAUUUGCAAAGUUCCUAUGUACGGAGUAUUUUUACUACUGAGCUGUGUCAAAGACAAUAACUUUGCCUAUUUUCCACACUGCUAUUUUAUUCUUGAUGGCCAAAUGGCUGUAUGAUACAAUUUUUAAGAGAAAUAUGUGCUACCACUCUAAUGUGCUGCCAACAUUUCCAAGUGAAAUAGAGUGUUCACCAGUUGUGCUGGAGUGCAGAGUUGUGUCUCUAUUUUUAGAUUUCUCUCUAUCCUAAAAAGUAUGCAUAUAGGAGAUACAAACUAAAUAGUCCUAUCAGAGGCCAAUAUUAUGUAAUAAAAUAAUGCAAAAGCUCAAAAGUUUAAUUUUAAAAUCAAGAUAAUCAAGUAGAUACGUUUCAAGUUCAGUGUGAGUGGUGCUGAUCGUCAAAGAUGGAGAUCUCAAUGGCUAUUUGUCGAGUAAAUGGCAUUUUACUAAAGCUAUUUUUAAUGUUUAACUCAAUUUAGUUUUUGUUACACAUUAUUGGAUCAAACAGAAGGUAAAUUGUUUUCAUUUCGUUUUUUACAGCAGAAAGCUGCAAUCCUCUAUCAGUUGCAUAUGUUCUUGUAAUUCCUUAAUAUUUUGGUUUAAUAUGUUGAAAACUUUGUCAUUUAAAUUUUCCAAAUUUUUGUAUAAACAGUUUCAAUCAAAGAAUAAAAUGUGAAACCAAUAUAAAAUAU